This is a messenger RNA of Protopterus annectens (West African lungfish), 5115 nucleotides long. It is a transcript of the gene MYO1B, whose product is annotated as myosin IB. Gene Ontology annotation, molecular function: actin filament binding; microfilament motor activity; ATP binding. Lineage: Eukaryota; Metazoa; Chordata; Ceratodontiformes; Protopteridae. Gene Ontology annotation, cellular component: brush border; actin cytoskeleton; microvillus. Gene Ontology annotation, biological process: actin filament organization; vesicle transport along actin filament. The record is from RefSeq and is a predicted model, not a curated record. Bases 177 to 3587 code for a protein of 1136 amino acids. The transcript is spliced from 31 exons.
GGCAGUGGGAGUGCAUCGCUAAGAACAAGGAGUGGCGCUGCCGGGACGCGCUGUGCUGAGUCAAGCAUAGCAUCUCACUUGUAGUUGCUUGCUUUUAUAUUCCACAUUAUUCUCAAACCGCACGGUAUCUCUUGUCUCACAGUGUACCCGGAAUUUUCAGACACUAAAAGGGAACAAUGGCGAAAACUGAAGUGAAAACCUCCCUCCUGGACAAUAUGGUAGGAGUGGGGGACAUGGUGCUUUUGGAACCCCUCAGUGAAGAUGCAUUUUUAGAAAACCUCAAGAAGCGAUUUGACCACAACGAGAUUUAUACCUAUAUUGGGAGUGUGGUUGUGUCAAUAAAUCCUUAUCGAUCAUUGCCUAUUUAUACCCCUGAGAAAGUGGAGGAGUACAGGAACAGAAACUUCUACGAACUCAGUCCUCACAUUUACGCACUUGCAGAUGAAGCUUACAGAUCCCUGCGUGACCAAGAUAAAGACCAAUGCAUCCUUAUUACAGGAGAAAGUGGUGCUGGAAAAACAGAGGCUAGCAAACUGGUUAUGUCCUAUGUAGCAGCAGUCUGUGGAAAAGGAAUUGAGGUGAAUCAAGUGAAGGAGCAGCUGCUGCAAUCAAACCCAGUGCUGGAGGCUUUUGGAAAUGCCAAAACCGUGAGGAAUGAUAACUCAUCCAGAUUUGGAAAAUAUAUGGACAUUGAAUUUGACUUCAAAGGAGACCCUCUUGGUGGAGUUAUAAGUAACUAUCUUUUGGAAAAGUCACGUGUGGUGAGACAACCAAGAGGAGAAAGAAAUUUCCACAUUUUUUAUCAGCUGUUGUCGGGAGCAACUGAAGACCUGCUUCGUCAACUCAAGCUUGAGAAAGAUUUCAGCAAAUACAACUACCUAAGUUUGGACUGUGCACAAGUAAAUGGAGUUGAUGAUGCUGCCAAUUUCCGAACUGUUAGGAAUGCUAUGCAGAUUGUUGGUUUCAUGGAUGAUGAAAGUCAGUCUGUACUGGAAGCUGUGGCAGCAGUUCUUAAGCUUGGAAACCUUGAAUUCAAGCCAGAAGUGCGAGGGAAUGGUGUAGACGAAAGCAAAAUUAAAGACAAGAAUGAACUGAAGGAAAUAUGUGAACUGAUAGGCCUUGAUCAGUCUGUCCUUGAAAGGGCUUUCAGCUUCCGAACUGUCGAAGCAAAGCAGGAAAAAGUUUCAACAACAUUAAAUGUGGCACAGGCUUAUUAUGCUCGUGAUGCUCUGGCAAAGAACUUGUAUAGCAGACUGUUUUCAUGGCUUGUGUACCGAAUCAAUGAGAGCAUUAAGGCACAAAUAAAAGUGAGGAAGAAGGUAAUGGGUGUCUUGGACAUUUAUGGUUUUGAAAUCUUUGAGGACAACAGCUUUGAACAGUUUAUCAUCAAUUACUGCAAUGAAAAGCUACAGCAAAUUUUCAUUGAACUCACACUGAAAGAAGAACAGGAGGAAUACAUCAGAGAGGGUAUAGAAUGGACUCACAUUGAGUAUUUCAACAAUGCUGUCAUUUGUGACUUGAUAGAAAAUAAUACGUAUGGAAUACUAGCCAUGCUUGAUGAAGAAUGUCUGAGACCAGGAACUGUUACGGAUGAAACUUUUCUUGAAAAGUUGAAUCAAGUGUGUGCAACUCACCAGCACUUUGAAAGCAGGAUGAGUAAAAGUUCACGUUUCCUUAACGAUACCACUCUGCCUCACAACUGCUUCCGCAUUCAGCAUUAUGCUGGCAAGGUAAUGUACUGUGUAGAAGGAUUUGUGGACAAGAACAAUGAUCUGCUGUACCGUGACCUCUCCCAGGCCAUGUGGAAAGCCAAUAAUAGCCUUAUCAAGUCAAUCUUCCCAGAAGGAAAUCCAGCUAAAAUUAACCUGAAGAGGCCGCCUACUGCAGGAUCACAGUUCAAGUCAUCUGUUGCUACUCUCAUGAGAAAUCUUCAAACUAAAAACCCUAACUACAUUAGAUGCAUAAAACCAAAUGACAAAAAAGCUGGACACAUAUUUACAGAAGCCCUAGUUCGUCAUCAAAUUCGAUACUUGGGUCUGCUUGAAAAUGUCCGUGUUAGGAGAGCAGGCUAUGCCUUCAGGCAGUUGUAUGAACCCUGCCUAGAAAGAUACAAAAUGCUGUGUAAGCAGACUUGGCCUCACUGGAGAGGACAGGCAAGACCUGGUGUGGAAGUCUUGCUCAAUGAACUUGGAAUUCCCAAGGAGGAAUAUUCUUAUGGAAGAUCAAAAAUAUUUAUUCGCAACCCAAGAACACUGUUUAAAUUAGAAGACUUGAGGAAGCAGCGCCUUGAGGACCUAGCCACAUUAAUCCAGAAGAUCUACAGAGGAUGGAAGUGCCGCACACAAUUCCUGUUAAUGAAGAAGAGCCAGAUUGUGAUAUCAGCUUGGUUUAGGAGAUAUGCGCAACAAAAGAAAUAUCAGAAGACAAAGAGUUCUGCUAUUGUGGUGCAGUCCUACAUCAGAGGAUGGAAGGCACGGAAAACACUUCGGGAGCUUAAGCACCAGAAACGCUGUGAGGAAGCAGUCACUACUAUUGCAGCUUUCUGGCAUGGUACACAGGCGCGAAGGGAGCUGAGAAGACUGAAGGAAGAGGCUAAAGCUAAACAUGCUAUUGCUGUUAUUUGGGCUUACUGGCUUGGACUGAAGGCUCGAAGGGAAUUGAAACGACUGAAGGAGGAGGCCAGGUGUAAGCAUGCAGUGGCAGUCAUUUGGGCUUACUGGCUUGGACUAAAGGUUCGCAGGGAAUACAGAAAAUUCUUCCGUGCCAAUGCUGGGAAGAAAAUCUCCACCUUUAUUGUCCAGAGGAUUAUGCAGAAAUACUUCUUGGACAUGAAAAAGAAGUUACCUUCCAUGUCACCAACUGACCGGAGCUGGCCUCCAAGGUCUUACCUAUUCCUGGAUGAUACCCACAAGGAGUUGAGAAGAAUAUUCCAUUUGUGGAGGUGCAAGAAAUACAGGGACCAAUUUACAGAACAGAAGAAAUUAAUUUAUGAAGAGAAACUGGAGGCCAGUGAGCUAUUUAAGGACAAGAAGUCUUCAUAUCCAUCAAGUGUUGGUCAGAGAUUUGAUGGAGACUACAUGGAAAUUCAUACGAAUCCUAAAUUUCAGAAACUGAGUGGAUCUAUAGAAGAGAAAAUUAUUGUUGCAGAUCUUGUAAAUAAGAUUAACAGAGCAAAUGGAAAGGGUGCAGUAAGGAUUUUCUUGUUGACCAAAAAUAACUUUAUUGUUGCUGAUGCAAAAUCUGGACAGAAGAAGGCAGUUGUACUUCUCAAUGACAUUGAAAAGGUUUCAAUGAGUUCACAGAAGGAUGGUUUCUUUGCAGUGCACCUUAAAGAGGGCUCAGCAGCAGGAUCUAAGGGAGAUUUCUUGUUCAGUAGUGAUCGUCUCAUUGAAGUUGCUACAAAACUGUACCGCACUGCACAAAGUUCAACUUCACAGAAAAUUAAUAUAGAGAUUUCUGAUGAGUUUGUGGUGCUGUUUAAGCAAGACAAAGUCUGUGUGAAGUUUAUUCAGGGGAACCAAAAAAAUGGCAACAUUCCAACUUGCAAGAGAAAAAACAACCGUCUUCUCGAGGUUGCAGUGCCCUAAGAGACAUUUUGGUUGUUCUCCUACAGACUUCAUGCCGUGUAACUGUGCAAUUUUAAAAGACUUUCUAUAAUUACUUCUCAGUUUUUCACAAGAUGACUAUGGAGGAAGAUUGAGUCUUAAUUCGUUAGCCAAGUUUUGCACCAAAAAUGCAAAACGAUGUAUCAUGCAAUUUCUUCGGAAGAUAUCAGCUUAACCUUUAUUUAAGGCUUGACAUAACUUGGGAUUCGUGCUUGACUAAAAAGAAGAAAAAAUCAGAAAAAAAUGGAAUCUGAAAACUAAGCACUAAUUUUAUUUUAAAUAUCAUUGAACUGUUUAGACCAUCUCAGUAUAGUAUCAAUGUGUUCUGCAGUGCCAUUGUUAUAGUAGUAGGGUAGUAGAGUACAUACACAGUGUGGAAAGGAGACUUUUGUUUGCAAUGUAUGAGAUGAAUAUUAACAGCUGAAUGUGGAAAAGUAUGAUUUUGUUGGGUCAGAUGAUUUAUUCUAACUUGUUCGGGGAUUACUCCUGUUUGUGGAACAUCUCACUAGAAACUACAGUAUAUUUAAUUGGAAGAAUAACUUAAUGCACAUUGUCUAUUUUGAAAGGUGAAAAUGUAUGCUGAAACCCUACUUAGUACAGAUGGAAAUAUGUAGCCUUCUGUAAAUUGGAAGACGAAGCCUGCUAAUUUUGGUACGGUUAUAUGGUAAAAUGUAUUUUAGCCCUGUGACCAAACAAAUUGUUGCAGAAAGAUUGCUAGUUUUACAAAUGUUAGAUAUUGCAUUAAGGCUAAGACAUAUUACUAAGAUAUAUUAUGAUUUUUAUUUAUAUCACACAGCUGUGCUACAGGUAAUUCUGAUCCCAUUAAGAAAGGUGACAAUAAGAACAUUAACUUUCCUAACCAUAAAAAUAUAAAUCAUGCUAAUCUCAACCAAAGAAAAUAAAUAGCAAAAAUCACACAUUUUUGCUUAGGAGUUGGUGAGCAAAUCCUGAUGCAUCCUUCAUGUGGGGCUUUGUUCUACAGACCUGAAAUCUACGUAUUCUCAAUCUUGAGGUUGCACAUCCAUAGAGAAAAAUAACAUCUGCUUUCCUGAGGGCUACUGACUGGAGAGGUUGCAUUUAGUCAAUUUUCUCCUCGUCUUUAGGAAAAUUAACAUUCUGAUGUCAUCUUACUAAAUGGAACCCAGUACUUUGUGCUUUGAAAGAUUAAUGCUGGGAUUAAGCAGUUUGUCAUUUUAUUGGUUUAACGUAACAUUGUGACACAACAGUUGUCAAAAAUCAAAGCAGUGCCUCAGAAAGAAGUUUCAGUUUUUAUUUAGGAGAGAUUGUACAUAAAGAAUCUGGUGGUAUGAUAAUUGUAUUAGUCGUUUUGUAUACCUUGUGCAGGUUGCAAACUUUUAUGUUAUAUUUUUAUAUUUAAAGCAGAUGUCUGUUUUGAAGCCAUUUCUUCCAAAUUUGUACUCACAAACAGAUAACAUUCCAUUUUACCGUAAGUGCCAUGUAACUGAUUUUCAUUAACCUUUCAUUAAUCAGCAAUAUUGUCCAAACUGUC